Messenger RNA from Melopsittacus undulatus (budgerigar), 4047 nucleotides. It is a transcript of the gene SCAMP1, whose product is annotated as secretory carrier membrane protein 1. The coding region runs from base 173 to 1192 and encodes 339 amino acids. Gene Ontology annotation, biological process: protein transport. Gene Ontology annotation, cellular component: trans-Golgi network membrane; recycling endosome membrane. The transcript has 9 exons. Lineage: Eukaryota; Metazoa; Chordata; Aves; Psittaciformes; Psittaculidae. The record is from RefSeq and is a predicted model, not a curated record.
GCGGCCAUUUUGGGAGGUUGGCCGCCGGUGGCUGGUCGGUAGCGGGGGCCGGGCUAGGUCCUGGGCUGUAGCGACAGCGGUGGCGGGGGGCAGUCUGCGAGUUGGCUAGUGUCGGGGGCGCUGCAGGGCUAGAGCUGUCACCCAGUGAUAACAGCGCCCGUGUGCCCCCACCAUGUCGGACUUCGACAGCAAUCCCUUCGCCGACCCGGACCUCAACAACCCCUUCAAGGAUCCUUCUGUUACACAAGUGACAAGAAAUGUUCCUCCAGGGCUAGAUGAGUACAAUCCUUUUUCUGAUUCAAGAACACCUCCUCCAGGAAAUGUGAAAAUGCCUAAUGUACCCAGUACCCAGCCAGCAAUAAUGAAACCAACAGAAGAACCACCUGCUUACACACAAAUUGCAAAGGAGCAUGCCUUGGCCCAGGCAGAACUGCUAAAGCGUCAAGAAGAACUGGAAAGAAAAGCAGCUGAAUUAGAUCGCAGAGAAAGGGAAAUGCAGAGUCUCAAUCAGCAGGGGGGUAGAAAAAAUAACUGGCCACCUCUUCCUGAGAAUUUUCCAGUAGGUCCUUGUUUCUACCAGGACUUUUCUGUAGACAUUCCUGUAGAGUUCCAGAAGACAGUAAAGGUUAUGUACUAUUUGUGGAUGUUCCAUACAGUGACACUGUUUCUUAAUAUCUUUGGAUGUUUGGCCUGGUUUUAUGUUGAUUCUACGCGAGGAGUUGAUUUUGGAUUGAGUAUUCUCUGGUUCUUGCUUUUUACCCCUUGUUCUUUUGUCUGCUGGUACAGACCACUUUAUGGAGCUUUCAGGAGUGACAGUUCAUUCAGGUUCUUUGUGUUCUUCUUUGUAUAUAUCUGUCAGUUUGCUGUACAUGUACUUCAAGCUGCAGGAUUUCAAAGAUGGGGAAACUGUGGGUGGAUUUCAUCUCUUACUGGUCUGAAUAAGAGUAUUCCUGUUGGCAUUAUGAUGAUAAUCAUAGCUGCACUUUUCACAGCAUCUGCUGUUAUCUCAUUAGUUAUGUUUAAAAAGGUGCAUGGUCUCUACCGCACAACCGGCGCCAGUUUUGAGAAAGCGCAGCAAGAGUUUGCCACAGGAGUGAUGUCCAACAAAACUGUACAGAGUGCUGCAGCCAACGCCGCAUCGACAGCAGCAACCAGUGCAGCUCAGAACGUGUUUAAGGGUAACCAGAUGUAGGGAAACAGAAGGCAUCAUCUUUGAUUGUAUUUUAUUUUCCAGUCACUUAAUAUAUUCCCUAAAAGCUAGGUCAAAAUUCACACAGCAUGUUUGCCUCUUUUGCAGCUGUGCAUGGAUAAAAUGGGAAAUGUUUGGUUUAUCUUAUUCUAAAUUUAUUUCUUUGAAAAAGAUAACCAUUAUUUGCCCUUCUUUAAGGUGUUAUAUUCUAGAAUAUAAAGCCUUCUGUAUUUUCUGGAGGAUAAAUAAUUUCAACAAUUGGCCUGAGAAUGAAUAACUAUCAAAUAACUAUUAAGAAUUUGGAAUUUUUUUUAAUGGUUCACUCCAGUAUUUUUUUUAACUUCAGGAAAGCACUUUGGAUCAAUUAUUUUACUUUGUCAGAACUGUUUUCUCUGUUUCUACUGUUAAGAACUGAGGUAGACUGAAAGAUGUAGGAAGUGAUGUUUGCCUGCUGGUUUUGCGGUUUCAGCAGCUGCUGGAGGACAAAUACAAGUAGGAUAGAUACUACAAAUUCUUGGGGAUCUUUUAGGAUAAGUCUUUUGAUAUAAACUUGUAAGUUUGCAUGAAUACUGUUGAGUUUUAUCUGAUCUUGUUUAAAUAGUGUUUUGGUCCAGAAUUUAUCUGCACCACUUUAUAACUAUAGCGAUUGUUUGUAUCUAUUUUCAUGGAGUAUUCUCUACCUGUGAGAAAUGACUGUGGUGCAGAAACAUUCUCUGUAAUAGAAAGUGUAAUGCAGUGUACAGUUUAAGGAAGUUAACUGAUAGUUUCAAUCACAGAGCUAAAUGAUUAUAUAUUUGCUAUUUUUAAUUUCAAUAUUCAUGUCUUGGGGUAAUAAUUUUGCUGGGAAAUAAACAAGCAUUGACUUUUAGAACACUAGUUUCUUACCCCUUUUUGCUCUUUACAUGCAGUUGUAAUUUUAUGUAUUGGGGAUUUUUUCAGUUUGUUUUUGUUAAAAUGUAUUUGUGUUUAACAGUGGUACUAAAUCUCUAGCCCAGCCAUUCUUAUUUACUGCUUGUCCAAAAACCUAACUAUACAGUAUUUAAUAUUCUGAAAGGAAUUGUGUCUAAACCCAAGCUUUUUAAGCAAUGGAAUUUAACAGAUACUUGAAUCAUUUAACAUUAUCUCAGCCACCUCUGUGGUGUUAUUUAAGCUGGGAGAAAAAAACUUUUAAAGUAUUUUGAGUUGGAAAAGUGAAAAAUACUCAUCUUCAACAAAGUUAAAUUUUAAACUUUAAACUUUUUUUAAAUUUUAAACUUUUACAUUUUAAAGUUAAAUUUUAACUCACUGAACUGGAGGCCUAUGAGGUUAAAUUGGUGCUGUGGAACUGAACAAUCCAUAAUGGUACAUGCCAUGAUCUUAUUCUGGAAUAUAACCAGGUCUUAAUAUAAUGUCAUGUUUCUCUCCUUUGAAGAUUAUUUAUUGUACUCAUUGCUUCAUGAGACUUGUUGCACAAGAUUUGGGCUGUUUUUUCAAACUUUGUUUUAGAAAAUGGAAACAGGAAGGACCACAUCCCAUAGCCUGUGUAAGUAUAUACUGUGGCUGAAAUGAAUUCAGCUCUGAAGGCAAAUUACCUUUAGUAAGAUGGCAUGAAAUUCUGAGGCCUUGCCAGAAUGUGGACUGACUUACACAGAUUCUUUUUCACAGCACGGUAUUCAAAAUGACAGAAGAGCAUUACAAAAAUAAAAAAAACUAGUUUAAUAUCUGAACCAGUAUUGUAUUGUGAGCAUGAAAUCCAUAUUAGUUUCUUUUCGUCUAAUUUCUUUAAAUCUGACUUGAAUUUGAAUAGCUAUCCUAGUUUCACCGUGCUGAAAUUCAUAUUAAUGAAUAUACUUGCUUAUGAAUGUUCUCUGUGUCACAAAGUUAAAAGCAAUUUAAAUAUUCUGUGUAAUAGGGUCUCUAAAAUUUCAUAUCACUGGACAUGCUAGCAUUGAACUUCAAUUUAUGUGGAAUGUUAUUAAAAGCUUUCCAGAUAAAAGUCACCAUUUUCCAUUGAGAUCAGACAUGAUCUUUCUAGCAGCUGUAUAUCAAGAUUGUUCGUUUCAUAGUCUUUUAAAUUUAGCUUGAACCUUGUGUCUCAGAACCUCUACUGUGGAUUACUUUAAAAUCUAAAUUUAAGCAGUUCUCUUCAUAUCUCUUGGAUAGUAAUUCCAGGGACAUAAUUCUUGCAAUUUAACUUAGUUGAAGAUUGCAUAGUAACAUACAUUACCAGAAUAUAUUCUGGAAAAAAAACCCCACUCCACAUUAGGAAUAAAAAUUAAAUUUGGCAGGUAGACUUUUCCCAAAAUGUUUAAAGGCUCUUUGAGAAAACUUAUUUAAUGUUCUAUGUGUAUGGAGCGUUGGUUUGUAGUGUCACGGGUUGAAUGUACAGAUUUAAAUGUCCUAAGUGAAAUUUAAGGUUCAGUUACACGUGAAUUGUUUAAACCAGAAAUCUCUGACACUUUGCAGCCUAAAAGGGAAGAAGUUUGAGUUUACCUUUGACAACAGAAGGCUGAGACUUGUUAAAAUAUUUUGUGCCUAAUGAAACUAGAUUUUACAGUCUCUUACUAUCAGAGUAUGGCACCCACAUAAGUUGUAAUUUUGUAAUUUUGUGGCAAAUUUGAGUACAAAGUAUUCAGUUUAAACACUGGAAUGUCAGUAAUCAUUGAUCUGUAAUAAUUUAGGAGUUGAUUUUAUUUAUCUGAGGGCUGUUUGUAUAUUUUGUAAAUUACUAGCAAUGCUCUGCCAUCCUGGUGAAUGUCAUGGUUCUGUACAAAUGCACCACUUCUGUCCCUCUGUUGCAUGUCUGAGUAGCUCAGAAGUUUUGUAUAUUUAUUGGAUUAAAACGGUGUCACAGAAUAAAAAAGGACUUUUUUCCUGGG